GAACCCCGGGCUGCUGCAACGGCAAGAAAUGCCCCCACGGCACCCAAUGCUGCAAUGGAGUGUGCAAGGCAUGCUGCAACGAUGGGCACUGCGGAGCGGGGAAGGUCUGCUGCAAUGGACAGUGCUCCAAUGGACAAUGCUGUCCGGGAACCCCGGGCUGCUGCAACGGCAAGARAUGCCCGCCUGGUACCAAGUGCUGCAAUGGAGUGUGCAAGGCGUGCUGCKGUGAUGGGGACUGCGGAGCAGGGAAGGUCUGCUGCAACGGACAGUGCAAAGAUGGAGACUGUUGUCCUGGAACCCCAGGCUGCUGCAACUGUAGGAAAUGCCCAGCCGGCACUCAAUGCUGCGGCACAGAAUGCAAGGCUUGCUGCUCGGACAGUCAUUGCCCAAAAUCGAAGAAGUGCUGCGGUGGAGUGUGUAAGGACUGCUGCAUAGACAACGAUUGCUGCGCAGUCGGCCUCAACAAGUGCUGCGGUGGUUUGUGUCGCCAGAAUUGCUGCGCCCAUAGUGAUUGCGGAAGAGGGAAGUGCUGUGUGGGAAUGUGCAAACCACAGUGCGGUGGCUGCAGGCCAGGGUGGUUUCACGGGGGAUGCAACUAGAUUGUGUACAGCACGAAAGCCCGAAUGCCGGGAAUGAAUUUGAGGAGAUGCAAUCAAGGUUGGACAGUAGUCCUGAGGACCAAGGAUCCUUGAUGAUUGUCACUCCUGGUGAGGAAGCUGAAACUUGCAUGUCAGGUCAUCUGCAGCUCAGAGUCUGCACUUAACGUUCAUGGCACUUUGUGCCUUGUCUUCUGUUAUGUGUCGGCUCUUUUGAUAAUUUUUCGAAUCUAGCUAUGAGCAAAUCAAUGCCCAGGAAUCAAUUCUUUACCAUUUGCAUCUUCUUCUUCUUUCUUCUUUCUUCUUCUUCUUCUUCUUCUUCUUCUUCUUCUUCUUUUCUUCUUCUUCUUCUUCUUCUUCGUCGUCGUCGUCGUCGUCGUCGUCAUCGUCUUCGUCGUCGCCGUCAUCGUCAUCGUCGUCGUCAUCGUCUUCUUCUUCUUUAGGACUUCAUUACCAAGACACAUAAGCUCUGCAUUUGAAUGAAGCCAAUUAUGCAGUUGCUGGGCAUGGCACGCAGGCAAAAUCUGAGAUAGGUGGUGGGUAAUAGGAGAUCUUUAUAUGGGAAGCUGCCAAUGGAUGGUGCUGAAGUUGAAGAUAAGCAUUUUUAAGAUUUAAGGAUCUACAUGCAAUCGUAAUGUUUGGGCAUGGUCCCACUAGCAACUGGAUAGGAUAGAAACGAGUUUGUGGGGCAGUUGACCCAAAUCCUGCCGUGCAGUACUCGUGAUCCCACGGUCAGUAUUUUACAUGUAUUACCCGAAAAAGUAAGGAGAUCUUCGUUCCCCUCCCCCUCUCCUUAAUACUGGGCAUGCCCGUGC
This is a messenger RNA of Chara braunii, 1411 nucleotides long. Lineage: Eukaryota; Viridiplantae; Streptophyta; Charophyceae; Charales; Characeae. The record is from the annotation of a GenBank genome assembly.